AUGGGGAACGGCAAUGAGAAGUCUCAGAACUACCCUCCAGCUGGAGACCUCCUGAAGCUAUUCGAUCAACAGCCCGUUCCUGUACUUUCAUCAUACAUCGUCAAAAGGAUAUCCUUUGAAGAGGUCGAUGCAUCAGAUCAAGCUGCGGUCGUUGUCAAAGCAUUUCAUGAUGCAUUGAGAGCAAACGAUACCGACGCUCUCCAGGAGUGCUUCUUCGCUGAUCAAGCCUACUGGAAAGAUGCAUUGGCGUUCACGUAUCAUUUACGUACCUUCUACACUCCUUCAGUAAUAGUCGCCAAUCUUCUGGAAACCAACAAGGCGAGAGGGAUCUCUAUGAGAUGGAAUAUGGAGAGCGCUGUCUUUGUCCCUGCGACGCCUGUACUGCAAUUCCUCGACGUUGCCUUGUCGUUCAGAACUGUAUCACCGGACGCUUUGUGCAGUGCGAGAAUUGUUCUUCUCCCAGCCCAAAAUAGCACCGGUGAACUGGAGUGGCGGAUUUGGAUUCUGAGCACCAAGCUUGAGAACCUUGAUGUGCAACCAGAAGAUGAAUCUCUUCUUCAUUCGCCCAGGCGUAGUUUGGAUGGCAUACACGAUAUCGAUACCGAUGUCUUUAUUAUUGGUGGCGGCAACGCCGCUGCAGCUCUCGCCGCUCGACUCAAAACCUUUGACGUUGAGAGCAUCAUGGCUGAACGGAAUGCCCAUGUUGGUGAUAAUUGGGCUUUGCGUUAUGACUCCAUGAAGUUUCAUGUUCCAACAUCGUUUUGCGACAUGCCUUAUAUGAGCUACCCUGAAGAACUCCGGGGUACUUAUCGUCUGAGCAAGGAUGAACUGGCUAAUCACUUGAUCCAAUACGUAGCGACAUUCAACCUCAAUGUCAUUACGUCGGCGCAGGUCCAGUCAACUAUGUACAAUAAAUCGAACGAGAAAUGGACAGUCAGACUACAAACUCCUGCUGGAGCGAUUACUGUCACUGCCAAACAUCUGGUACAGGCAACGGGCGUCUCCUCGCAGAAGCCCUACGUUCCCUUUAUUCCAGAUCGACAGGUUUACAAAGGCAUCAGCAUCCAUUCGUCAGACUACAAAAACUGUCAGAGAUUGGCCAAUCAAGGCGUCAAGUCGGUUCUCAUCAUAGGCUCAGCCAAUACAGGCUUCGACAUUCUUGCAGACUGCCACGCAGCUGGCCUAAAGACAACAAUGGUGGUUAGAUCCCCAACAUACAUCUGCCCAUUCGAGUAUAUUUGCAACGACGUCAGUCUAGGCGCGUACAACUUUGACGUCGCGCGUGGAGACAGAAUGUUUUUUAUGCUUCCAGCCGCAGUGGAAGGACAACUAGCGCGUAAUCUGUUCAGAGUCCUUGCAUCCAACGAGCCAGAUCGCUACAAAGCUCUCAAAGCAGCUGGCUUUCCAGUCCUCGAUAGUUCUGAGCCUAACCAAGCUCUCUUCUCUAAUCUGAUUGAGAAAGCGGGCGGGCAUUAUGUUGAUGUCGGAGCUACCGAGCUUAUAGCACAAGGAAAGGUUGGCGUUAAAGCAGGAGUUGUGCCUGUUGCGUUCACGGAAACUGGUCUUCGGUUCUCAGAUGGGAGUACAGCUGAUGCGGAUGCUGUGAUCUGGUGUACUGGUUUCGCGGAUCGCGAUGUUCGCGACGUUGCGGGUGAGAUCUUGGGAGGAGGACAUACUGUCGAUGCUUUCAGUAGCAGUGAGCAAAUCCUGGGACCUCAUGAGAUCGCUGAUCGUCUUGAUAUAACGUGGGGAAUUGACUCUGAAGGGGAGAUUAGGGGAAUGUGGAAGAGACAUUUGAGACUGGACAAUUAUUGGGUUAUGGGGGGUUAUACCCAGCAGCAUCGAUGGCAUUCGCGGACUUUGGCUUUGCAGAUCAAGGCUGCUCUGGAAGGCAUUCUACCUCCGGCUUAUCGAGAGACUCUUGGUAGAGAUUAG
Fusarium redolens is the source of this 1935-nucleotide messenger RNA. RefSeq lists its product as uncharacterized. The transcript has 6 exons. Bases 1 to 1935 code for a protein of 644 amino acids. NCBI's taxonomy places the organism in Eukaryota, Fungi, Ascomycota, Sordariomycetes, Hypocreales, Nectriaceae. The record is from RefSeq and is a predicted model, not a curated record. Gene Ontology annotation, molecular function: monooxygenase activity; flavin adenine dinucleotide binding.